Leopardus geoffroyi (Geoffroy's cat) is the source of this 9108-nucleotide messenger RNA. It is a transcript of the gene ZNF892, whose product is annotated as zinc finger protein 501. Gene Ontology annotation, biological process: regulation of transcription by RNA polymerase II. Gene Ontology annotation, cellular component: nucleus. Lineage: Eukaryota; Metazoa; Chordata; Mammalia; Carnivora; Felidae. The transcript is spliced from 5 exons. The record is from RefSeq and is a predicted model, not a curated record. The coding region runs from base 2204 to 3700 and encodes 498 amino acids. Gene Ontology annotation, molecular function: DNA-binding transcription activator activity, RNA polymerase II-specific; RNA polymerase II cis-regulatory region sequence-specific DNA binding.
CUCUCUGCCCCUCCCCAAUUCUAAAAAAAAAAAAAAAAUCCCCAAAACUUUAAAGUAGGGCCUCUGUAAAUAAAAGGAGGGUUACAAAGGACGUCCAAGUUUUCCAAAAUCACCCCAAAUGAAAGCCAAGAAAAGCAACAAGGACAGUAUUAGUUUCGGGCAUUUGUACCUUCUCUACAAGUACAGAGAAUAUACUCAGUUACUGUUUAUCUAAGUAGCAGUAAAUACUCUGGGAUACUCCUCCCAUGGAGUUUAAUCUGUAGUGUUGAAAGACACCCCCAAUAAACAAAAUUAAUUACAUGUUAGAAAUAGAAAAGUGCUAUGGAAAAGGUCUGGAGGUGAGAGACCAAGCUCUGUGGAUACCUGGGGGUAUCUACCCAGGGUGUCUAUCCAGGCAGAGGAACAAGCACAAAGGCUCCAUAGUGGAAGCAUGCUUCACUCAAUUGAAGAAUGGCAGGCCAGUCUGGCUGCAGCAGAACAAAUAAGGGGAAAGUGGUAGAAGAUGAGAUCAGAGAGUUGGUGUGGAUGAUGGAGAUCUUGAAGGGCUCUGUGGGCCAUUGUAAGGACUUUGGCUUUGCUUGGAGAUAGGAGAGCAAGUGUGUUGAGAAUAGGAUAAACAGGGCAAGAGUAGGAGUGAGACCAGUUGGCAGGCAUUUGUAGUGAUCCAGGCAACAGAUGAUGGGUGCUUAGACCAGGGUGGCAGCACUGGAGGUGGUGAGAACUGGUCAGAUUCUGUAUGUAUUUUGAGAGUACAGCCAACAGGAUUUGCAGAGGAACUGGAUGUGGGUUGUGUGAUAAAGAGAAGGAUGACCACAAGGUGUUUGAACUGAGCAACUAGAAGGACGAGUUGCCAUUUACUGAAGUAGGGAAAACGACGGGAGUAAGAGUUACGGCAUUGGGGGAGGAAGGAUCUCAAAAAUUCAGUUUUGAACGUCCUAUACUAGAGAUAUUCAUUAAACAAGUAAGGAGUUGAGGAGACAGCUCAAGGUCAGAGGAGAAACCCAUGCUGGAGAUAUAAGUUGGGAGUUGAUCACAUUUGGAUGGUAUUUAGAACAUCUAGAUUGAACAAGAUUACUGAGAAGCGUUCACAGAAAAAAGAGCGGUCCAGGGAUUCCAACAUUUAGUUGGUUUCCAAAUGAGCAGCUUCAGCAUCCCUUGGGAACUUGUUAGGAAUGCAAAUGCUCAGGUCCCACUCCAGAUUCCCGAAUAAGGGUUGAGUUUAGCACUGUUUUAACAAAACUUCCAGGCGGUCAUGGUACAGUUUGAGAACCACUGGUUUAGAGGCUGCGGUCACUUUAUAUCAUCUCUGUUCCCGCCACAAUGGGCGGACUGAUAAUGGGCGCAGAAAGGAAGCGAUGCGGCUGCCUCCCCUCCUGAGGGAGCACCGCCGGUAGAAAGGGAAUCCAGGGUAGGUCGGGGGUGGCGCCCUUGGCUCGUCACAGUUGCGGGGCAGUGAACGUCCUCUGCGAGGCGGGAGUUAGUAAGGCCGAAUACAUCUUCUGAGCCGGGGCCCAGCGUCCGCAUCCAAGAAGGAGGGCCUAACACGCUUGGAAGGGUUUCUCAGGGGCCUAUCUCUCUCGGCGACCCAAUAAGUGCGCGACUGCGGUCCAGUGCCGGCCCGGAGUGGAGACGGCCGCCUGGCCAACAUCCCGCAGAGUCCUCUGGGAAGCGGCCACAGGUGACGUAGGCCGCGCCUCGCGGAGGAUUCUGGGAGUCGUAGUUCAGCCUCGAGAUCGGGCCGGCUCAACUUGGCCCGGCCGGCUCUUAGAUGCCUUUGUUGCUAGGCCGGGGCUGCUUCUGCGUGGUGCGGAAGGUCGAACCUGGGGUCGAGGAGGCCUAAGCGCGGGUCCUUCCAAGUCUGAGUGGACGGAAGGAGGGCGGCGGGAGGGCCCCGGGGUGGCGCCACGCUGCCCUGCGAGGGUCGCGCGCGCGUUCCCGGGCCUCUGAGUGCACCAGAGCGGCGGACCCCCGGGGUCCCUCGCGCGUUCGCUGCGCCCUUCUUCCGCGGCCGUCGUCGCCUGCGCGGGCCAGGGGAGGGAGUCUCCAUGGAGCCUGGGGGCAGAGGUGACAAGUAGCUGUGUAUGGAAGUUUCUGCAAGUUUACUGCAAGGCAAGAGUAAUCGUCAUGGCUCCUAUCUCCACUUGUAGGGUCGCUUUCUGAGGACUCAGACCUUCCCGGUGCUGAAAACCCUAAAGAAAAUGGCAUGAUCACUGUGUUGCUGACCGCUGCAUCCCAGGAGUCAUUGGUAAUCAGGGAUAUGGCCGAGGCUCUCACCCAGUGGAAGCAGCUGAACCCUCCUCAGGGAGAUGUGCCUGAGAAGCACAGGAAUCUGGUCUUGCUGGGGCUUCCAAUUUCCAAGCCUGAUGCGAUCUCUCCUUUGGAGUGCGGAAAGGAGCUGGAGAGAGAAGUCUCAAAAGCAGCUCUUUCAGACUGGGAGACAAGACCAGAGAGUAAGGACCUAACUCCAGAGCAGGAUAUUUCUGAAGAAGAAUCAGCCCCUGGGGUGUUAAUAGCAAGAUUUCCAAAGGAAAGUUCCAGUGAAUACGAGGAUUCUUCAGAGAGUCAGCAGGAAAACCAUGAGAAACAUUUAAUACAGGAGGUUGUCACUCAGAAGAAAUCCUCUGGGGAGAGAAGUUACCAGUGUCAUGAAUUUGGGAGAAGUUUUAGUCGAAGGUCAUUACUUGUUCAACAGCAAGGAGAGAGACUACAUAACUGUGAUUCAUUUAAAAAGAACUUAAAACAAAAUUCAGAUCUAAUGAGGCACGAGAAAGUUUGUGCAGAAAAGAAACCUUGGCAGUGUAAUGAGUGUGAGAAAGCCUUUAGUUACUACUCAGCUUUUGUCUUGCAUCAGAGAAUUCACACAGGAGAAAAACCCUACGAAUGUAAUGAAUGUGGUAAAGCUUUUAGCCAGAGUAUACAUCUUACGCUACACCAGAGAAUUCAUACUGGAGAGAAACCCUACGAGUGUCAUGAAUGUGGGAAAGCCUUCAGUCACCGCUCUGCCCUUAUUCGGCAUCAUAUAAUUCAUACUGGAGAGAAACCCUAUGAAUGCAAUGAAUGUGGGAAGGCCUUUAAUCAGAGCUCAUACCUCACUCAACAUCAGCGAAUUCAUACUGGAGAGAAACCUUAUGAGUGUAAUGAAUGUGGGAAGGCCUUUAGCCAAAGCACAUUCCUUACCCAGCAUCAGGUCAUUCACACUGGAGAGAAACCCUAUAAGUGUAAUGAAUGUGGGAAAGCCUUUAGCGAUCGAUCAGGCCUUAUUCAGCACCAGAGAACUCAUACUGGGGAGAGGCCUUAUGAGUGUAAUGAGUGUGGGAAAGCCUUUGGCUACUGUUCAGCCCUGACUCAACACCAGAGAACUCACACUGGGGAGAAACCCUAUAAAUGCAAUGAUUGUGCCAAAGCCUUCAGUGACCGCUCAGCCCUCAUUCGUCAUCAGAGAACACACACUGGAGAGAAACCUUACAAGUGUAAGGACUGUGGAAAAGCUUUCAGCCAGAGCUCAUCUCUUACAAAGCAUCAGAAAACUCACACUGGAGAAAAACCCUAUAAGUGUAAGGAAUGUGGAAAAGCUUUCAGCCAGAGUUCAUCCCUUUCUCAACAUCAGAAAACUCAUGCUGGAGGGAAAACCAAAGAAUACGGAAAAGCCUUUAGUGAGCAUUCAGCCUUUGGCCAGCAAAAGAGAAUUCAUACUGGAUAAAGACUAUGUAAAUGUGGUACAUUUGGAAGAUUUUUAUUGAGCAUUUACUAAACGUGGUAUGAGCGCUACAAAGGAGUUUAAGAAUGUGUCACAAACAAGAUAUUAAUUGAGAAGUCAUUGUUGACAUGGGACAUAGCUUACUUAGAAUGUGAAGGAGGAGUUUUACAUUUUUUUCAGUGCAACAGAGGACUUUGAAUUUCCCUGGGGAAAGAGGAAGAUUAUUUCCAGCACCCUAAUGUGUAUGUAAGCUUCCAAAUCCUUGAGAGAGAAACAGGGUGUGCGAUGAUGGAAAGAAGACAUCUUGUCUGGGCUGGGUCAUCUCUUAAUGCUAAGGAGAUGGAGUUUUAAAGAGAUGAGUGGUUCUUUAGGGAAGUUGCAGAGGCAGAAAUAAGAGAUUGAGAAUUCACAAUGAGUUUGUCCAGGGUUGAGAGUGGAGGUGAAAGGGAAGUUGUCCUUAGGCUCAAGUACAAGGGCACUUAGGAGGUAGAUGGGAAGGAGAGAGAAAGAGAACCGGGGGAAUGAACUCAAGAAAUGUUGAUUGAGAUAACUGCUCAAACGAGUGCUCCCAACUGGGGAAAUAUUCAUCAGUUGGUCAGUUGCAGUUUCUACCCUGAAGCCAAGGAACACUGGCCUGGCAGUCUGCUUCUGCACUUUCUGUCUUUGAGAUCUUGCUUGCUGAUUUGCUGCCUGCUAAGAAUCGCGUUAACUCCAAGGGUCAAGACUGACAGCCUAGAAAGUACAGCAGGGACCUUUGAUGUUUUCAGUCUAUUUUAAGCUACCUAUUUUAAGCUAAGUUCCCUGAGAAUGUGCUUAUUUAUAAAGAUGUUACCUCAAUUGUCUGUAGUUAGUACUUUAGGCUUAUUCAUACCAUAGGAAAAUUUAGUUGUAGACCUGAACUGACAUUGCGUAUUGGAUUGGGAAAGACUUGAAAAGACUCCCAAAAUACUUACCUUUCACCAUUUUACUCUUGCGUAGAAGCAGACGAUGUCUUUGUAUAUAUAUUUUUUUCAUUGAAACUUCAAAGGUUUGUCAUUGCACACAUUUUGAGUACUGUGUUUUUAGUUUUCACAAGUUUGUGUGUCUUGAUGUGGAUUUCUUUAAGUUUAUCCUGUUUUAUGAACUUCAAUCUGUAGGUUUAUGUCUUUUGCCAUAUUUGGGGAACAUUUAGCCCUCAUUUAUUCGAAUACAUUUUUUCGCCCUCACUCCUUCUCUCCUUCCAGGACCCUGAUGACAUGAAUGUUAGAUCUUUGAUUGUAGUUCCGAAGGUUCCUGAGGCUCUGUUUUUCUUCCUUUUUUCCCCCCAGUAUGUUUUAUCUCACUCUUCUCAGGCUACCAUAACAAAACACCAUAGACUGGGUGGCUCAAACAACAGAAUUUCUCAGUUUUGGAGGCUGGGAAGUCCAAGAUCAAGGUGUCAGCUUUGGCCUCUGGUGAGGGCUCUCUUCCUGGAUUGCAGAAGGCCAUGUUCUUGCUGUGUCAAGCCUUUUUUUCCCCUUUUUCUUUUUUCUUUUUCUUUCUUUCUUCCUUUCUUUCUUUCUUUCUUUCUUUCUUUCUUUCUUUCUUUCUUUCUUUCUUUCUUUCUUUCUUCUUCUUCUGUUUGUUUUGUGCUUACAGGUGAGGGAAAGCUUUCUCUUUCUCUUCCUGUAAAGGUUUAAGUCCUAUCUGGUUAGGACCCCAGCCUUAUGACCUCAUUUAACCUUAAUUACCUCUGAAAAGCUCUGUGUCCAAAUACAGUCACAUUGAGAGCACUUCAACUUGAAUUUGGGGGACACACAAUUCAGUCCAUAGCAUUCUGCCCGUGGCUCCCCCAAAUUCAUGACCAUGCAAAAUACCUUUGCUCUAUCCCAGCAUUCCCUCAGAUCUUAACUCAUUCCAGCAUCAAGUCUGAAGUCUUACCUAAGUAUCACAUAAAUCAGAUCUGUGUGAGACUUGAGGUGUAAUUUAACCUGAGGCAAAAUUCUUGUCCAGCUGUGAACCUGUGUAACCAGAUAAGUUAUGUGUUUACAAAAUAUGAUUGUGGGACAGGCAUAUGAUAGAUAUUGUCAUUCCAAAAGGGAGAAAUAGGAAAGAAGGAAAGAGUGAGAGGUCUCUAGCAAGUCCAAAACAUAGCAAGACAAACUCCAUGAAGUCUUAAGUCUUGAGAACAAUGCUCUUUGACUUGAUGGCCCACCUUACAGACCCACUGAGGCCAUGAUCCCACUUUCUGGGCCCACUGGUACAGCAGUCCCACCACCAAGGCCCUGUUGGGCAUCCCUGCCUCCAAAACUUUGGUUGUUGGCCAUCUGGCCUGUUGAAACGGAGGUGAUGUCCUCACCCUCUGAAACUGAGGAGGUAGUUUCAAACUGAUGAUCCUGAAAUUGGCUUUCGAGUCAUUGUUUUUUUGAAGCAUAGAGCAUGUCUAGCUGAGUAGCCCUAUUGUCUGGUCCUGUAGGAUCUAAGAAGUCCCAGUCUUCCUCCAUUUGUCUAGUUUUCCUGUCCCUUUAGUCCCAGCUGGCAGUGUUUCUUUUGGUAUAAUCCCAUUUUUAUUCCUGGCUUCUGUGAAGAAGGCUGAACUUAAUCAUACCCAUGAGUCACACCCAUGAUCUCUUUUUCAAGUGGUUGUUUAAGCCACACCCUAAGUGUCCUCUUCCGAACCAGUUUUCUCAGUUUUGCAAUAUGGGUGGACAGAAUUUUCCAAAUCUCCAAGUUCUAGGGUUUUGUUUUUUGUUUUGUUUGUUUGUUUGUUUGUUUGUUUGUUUGUUUUUGCUUAACAGUUCCUUCUUCGGUUCAUCUCUCUCCUCUCAUAUUUUGUGAUAAGCAGGAAGGAGGACCCAGGCUGCACGUUCAAUACUUUGCUUGGAAGUCCGUGUUGAACGUCCAGUUUCAUUGCUCACAAGCUGUACCUUCCACAAAACACUAAAACACCGCUCAGCCCGGUACUUUGCCACUUUACUACAAGGAUUGCCUUCCUUCCAGUGUCCAGUAAUGUGUUCCUCAUUUCUGAGAUUUCAUCAGAAUGGGCUUUAACAUCCAUAUUUCUAGUAUGCACCUCAAAACCGUCAGACUCGACCUGUUACCCAGUUCCAAAGAUGCGUCCACAUUUUAAGGUUAUUUGUUAGAGCAGCACCCCUCUCCUAGGUACCCAAAUCUGCUUGAGGGUGCCAUUACAAAAUACUGUAGACUGGGGGGCUCAAGCAACAGAAAUUAAUUUCUCAUAGUUCUAGAGGCUGGGAAGACCAAGACCAAGGUGCCAGCUGAUUUGGUUUCUGGUAAGAGGGUUCUCUUCCUCGCUUGUAGAUGGCCACCUUCUUGCCGUGUCCUCACAGCCUUUCCUCUGUGCGUGCAUGUGGUGUGGAAAGAAUCCUCUCUUCCUGUUCUCACAGGGCUACCAAUCCUAUCAGCUUAAGACCCCAUACUUAUGACCUCAUUUAAUCUCAACCUUCUAAAAGCCCUUUCUCUAGUCACCCAUGGGUGGGGGGCGGUUAGGACUUCAACAUGAAUUGGUGGUUUUGGAGUGGUUGACAUAUAAUUCAGUCCAUAGUAAUUUUCUCUCUGUUCUUCAGGUUGGGUAUUUUAUAUUGUUCUCUCUUCAACUUCACUGAUUCUUUCUCUGCCCCUUGCAGCCUGAUGUUGAGUCCAUCACUGGGUUUUAUUUCAGGUGUAUUUUUCUGUUCCAUUUGAUUUUCUGUAUUCUGUGUUUUUGUUUUUGUUUUUUCCCGAGGCUUUUUUAAACGUGUGUCAAGCAUGUUUGUAAUUGUCCAUUGAGGCAUUUUAUGAUGGCUGUUUUCAAAUAUUUAUCAGGUAAUUCUAGCAGCUGUAUCAUUUCAGUGUUGGCAUCUGUGAGUUACCUUCUCCUGCAAGUGCAGAUUUUCCUGGUUCUGUGUGUGAUGGUGAUUUUCAGUUGAACUCUGGACAUUUUGAGUGUUAUGUUAUGAGACUCUGCAUCCUGUUCAAAGCGUCUGUUUCGACAGGCUUCCUCUGACACCGCACUGGUGAAGAAAGGGCUGAGGGGAGACUGCCUUGUUACUAUAAGUUGGUGUUGGAAAUGCAGGUUCACCGGCCUCUACUGACACUUGGAUCGGGGUCCUCACUACUGCUGGGUAGGGGUGGGAGUUACAACUCCCCACUAGGCCUCUACUGACACCAAACCAGUAAAGAAGGGGAGAAAUAUCUUGUCUCUGGGUAGAAUUGGAGGGCUACUCUCCCCACAGUGUCUCCAAUGACACUGCCAGGGUAGAAUGGGGAAGGGGUUGGUUUUGAAAAUUCUGUCCCUGACUUGACCCUCUCUGACACCAAUGUGGUGUGGGGUUGGGGCAUUGAGGAGCCUAUCACAGACCGGAGAGGGUAGAGGUGUAGGCUCCCCAUUUGGUCUUUAGUGUUUGGCUGGAGUAGGAUGGGUAUUGUCUAAAAAUUGCCUGUCUUGCUAGGCCACUCCUUUCCUCCUCCCUUGUCUAGAAAGAAGAGACUUUUCUUGGGCCUUUUUUUGGCCUGUGCCCGUUGACAUUUCUCAGUUGCCAGCUUCGUCAGAAUCUGAUCUGGGAUAAAUGAAGCAAAACAAAACAAAACAAAAACCACAACCCAAAGAACUCAGUGCUGUGUUGUUCUCCAGGUCUUGAAGAAGGACCAGUCUGUACUCUCUCCACCUUUCAGAAUCAUCUUAUGUGGUUUUAUACAUAAUAUCCAUACUCUAGAGAAAUAGGGGAAAAUACUACUACAUGUCCCAUGACAUCCUUUCAUUUGACACCAAAAUCACAGGUCAAGUUGUCAAAGCCUUGUGGUGUAGAUAGGUCAUCUGCAACCAGUUAGGAUUAAGGACCAAGAGGAAUGCUCACUUGUUCCUCAACUGUAAGUUGGCAAGUUGGUAGGUAGAAACUACCAGGCUGCAAGCUUCAUCUACCUUUUAGGGAACUAUAGUUUUUAAGUUGAAACACUAGUAUUUAAUUGUAGAUUACAAAUUUCAGAAGGAAAGAUAGAUAUGACUAAGAAUAUAAACUAUAGGGUUAAUUUUUUUCUUUAUAUUUGUUCCAAGAGCAUGUAAAAACCACUGGAGAAUUUACUUAAGAAUUUUGGUGGUGUUUUUCUAUUAUGUAUUAUCUAUUUGUAGAUAUCUGUUCAUUUUUGUUUGGUACAUAACACGGGAUAUCAUAGAGAACCAACAAAAUAAAGAAUGAAAAUAAUUGGGAUUUGGGACAAAUCACUUCAUCCUUUUAAAUCUGUUUCCUCAUUUGUAUGUUUUUAAAAAUGUAAUACCUCCUUCAGAGUGGCUAGAUUAUAUAGAUAAUGGAUGCAAAGUAAUUUGCAAGCUAUCAAGUGCUACAUAACUAUUAGGUAUUGUUGAUGUAAUCAUUUGUGACAUGUCCAUCAUGUAUGCUUUAUGAUGGUGUAGCCCAAUAAAAAUGACAAUGAAUAUGUCAAUGUGUCAAAAAUGA